Messenger RNA from Arvicola amphibius (Eurasian water vole), 536 nucleotides. RefSeq names its product PCNA-associated factor-like. The transcript has a single exon. Gene Ontology annotation, biological process: regulation of cell cycle; translesion synthesis. Bases 1 to 336 code for a protein of 111 amino acids. Lineage: Eukaryota; Metazoa; Chordata; Mammalia; Rodentia; Cricetidae. Gene Ontology annotation, molecular function: chromatin binding. The record is from RefSeq and is a predicted model, not a curated record. Gene Ontology annotation, cellular component: nucleus.
AUGGUGCGGACCAAAGCAAACUACGUCCCGGGAGCCUACAGAAAAGUGGUGGCUUCUCGAGCCCCCAGGAAGGUGCUUGGUUCCUCCACCUUUGUCACCAGUUCUUCAUCGUGUUCGUCGAGAAAAGCUGAAAAUAAGUAUGUAGGAGGGAAUCCAGUUUGUGUGCGCCCAACUCCAAAGUGGCAAAAAGGCAUUGGAGAAUUCUUCAGGCUGUCUCCUAAAGAUCCUGAAAAAGAGAACCAGGUUCCUGAGGAAGCAGGAUGCAGUGGCUUAGGAACAUCGAAAAGAAAAGCAUGUCCUUUGCAACCUGAUCACCCAGAUGACGAAAAUGAAUAGAACUUACUCAUCUGAAUAAUGUCUUCAGUUUACUUAGGUAUUCUGGGAUGUAAAUUUGGGUAGAUGUGUUUGUUUAUUUGACUUGUUGACUACGCAUUCAUGUAGCCAUUCAAAACAACUGGCUGUAAAAAGGGAGGAUUUUUUUUAUAAUUUGUAAAUUAUAAUUGUAUACUCGAAUUUAUAAUGUAAUAAGAUGCUUC